UGACAAGAAGGGAGAAAGGGGUAGGAAUGCCAUGCUUCAAUAACUUGUCACUAAAUAUUCGUCGUCUUCAUUUAUAUUUUUAAAAUCCAUUGACAUUCAGUUUUAACAUUGACUUACAUAUACCUUCAUUUUGGCGGGCAUUUUUGGGGAAAUAAAAAGAGACCAGUGAAACUGCCUCAUGUGUUUCAAAUUUGGAUAUAUUGGAUAUAAAAUAUAUCCACAAUACUAUAUGACAAGAGGGAUGACUUCAACUUUCCAACAGUCAAAUUUCUCUUCAUGUCCAGCAAUUGUUCACCAUCUCCAUUGUCAUUUAUCACAACUCGAGCCAUCAACUAGCUUCGUUUUUAAAUUCGCGCCUUGACGAUGGCACAUCCGGGUAGGUGCAGCCUCAUUCUGAUGAAGCUGGGCUGUGGACCAUCGCCUGUAUACUGACGGGGGCACUAGAUGAGUACCAGAACUGGAUACUGUCAGUCAAGAUGUCUUCCCGCGAAAUGGGAAAAGUGAUGGAGAAGGCUGUGAAAGGGGUAUAUAGGAAAGUAAUUUACGGUAUGGACCCAUCAGUAAUGCUCCCAAUGAUUCGUGAGACCGGAAUUCUUACUGUGGAUGGUUAUGAACCGUACUGUGAUGAACUCAACAAAAUGAUUCAGCAUGGAAGAACUAUUGCGGACAUAAACACGCGACUACUUGACAUUCUGUUCACCCGAGACAAAUGGUGGAUUGUCUUCAUCCGAGUCUGUGGACAAUGUGGAUACCAGGGCACCAUACAGGCAAUUGAAGAAAAGUUGACAGCAACUCAGCGAUCUGAACUGCGAUCUAGUACCAGGCAGCGAAGGGGUGAAGGAAGACGUGGGGGGAUGUCACAUUCAGACAGGAGACGACAGCGUCACCCUGACAAACCUUCAAGUGAUUCAAACCAGUUCUCAGAAACCAACGCCAUAGCCACGACACCAACCCUAAGGGAGGAUCCUACACUGGGAAACAUUACAUUGGAAGGAGGUCAAUGGGAAGCAAGAUACGAGAACAGGAACAGCAGCAUUGGUCCAUCUCCUGAAUCGUUGAUAGAAGCUCAACGCCCUCGACUACACAUGCGAACACAAGUUCUUACAUCGCAGAGCGGUAGUGAAAGGAGAACCAAAGGACAACAAGAAUUGUCAGAUUCAUACAGCAGACAACAAUUUGAUCAAAAUUCAUGGGAUUCAAACACCUUUUCUGAAACCAAGCCAUUAGCAAUGGCAUCGACGCAAAGGACAGAUCCAACACAUGGAACCAUGCCUUGGGGAGGUGUUCAGUGGGAAGCAAGAUACGACAACACACAGAUGAACAGUGACAUUGGUCGAUCGCCUGGAAGUGUAAUUGAUGACGAGAAGAAAUUCACUCUCAAGAAGGAAACUAUCCACUUUAUUCAAAACAUUCAAAGAGCAGAAAAUAACUUUGAGGAUGCGUUCAAAGAUUUUACAAUUUCAAAAAAGGAUACUGACAAAAUCAGUCCCAAUAUUUGGAAUAUCCCAGUCCGUGCUAACAAUGCGGUAGAUCACAAUUCGAAUUUAACGACAGGAGGCGAAUCAAACAUGCACAAAGUCAGUAAUCUCUCGUCGCUGGAGAAUAACAAGCUCCAAAGCUACCCUGGAGAGGAUGAGAGUGAAACUCGUUCAGUCAACGAUGAUGCAACAAUGGAAUGGAACCAUGAACCACACCCCAGUUUUCACAGCCACCCAAUAAUAGAUAGUCACCACGACGACAGAGAAUCGGAAGUAAAAGAGAAGGUAAUGCAGAGUUCUCCCGCUAUGGACGGAUCUAACAUGGCACCAUAUGUUAGUAAUUUAAUCAUUCAGUCACAGCUUGACCAGCAAAGAAAACAUGAGGGUGCACCACUCGGUCAGGAAACUGUCACUGUUGAAUAUCAGAGCACAGAAGGCUUGGAAGUUGAGCCGCCAAAGGAGAAGGGCCGUCACCGUGGUCCUGGAAGUCGGUAUUAUCAUCCCAAGGAACAUUAUCAUACAGAAAGUACAAGUGUAAAAAGCCACUUUGAUGAGAAGACACAGUGUGACCCCCAGUACAAGGUGAUCAACACCGAAAUGGCCUACCAAGAAGAACCUGCGUUAGCUGGAACAGAAGCAGAUUGUGAUAUACCCCGCUUGUCAGGCCCUGUCGACGUGUCUGGAAACGCUUCUCCGGUUGGCAAUAUUCCACUUUUUGGACUGAUCGAGGGGGAAACUUCACCGAAUGUCAUGUCUGACAGGCCGGGACAUGACACACUACAUAUUGCAGGUAAUGGUACAUAUUUGGCUGAACCAUACAAUGUGAUGUCUGACAAGAAAAGGUCCAGUGGCAGCACCUGCACCCAACCAGUUAAUGUCCGUUCAAAUACACCCCAACAGGCCUACUCGCCCCUACGUGAAACGUCUGAUGGGAGUGUACGCCUUUCCUCACACUACCAUCCCAGCUUUGGCGAUUCACCGGUACCAAACUAUACUCACAUUCAACCUCCAGUCCACAUUGUGUCAAUGUCGGAAACAUCUGAACCACCCCCUAUCCAUGAGGCCUUAGCUGAGAUGACACUGACCCGAAUGAUGGAUGGAGCCAGUACAGAGACACCUCGUUAGUCCGGAUAUAUGCCUGUGGUGACACAAAAGCCCACAAAAGCGGAGGCGAACUGUUCAUCAGCACACUGGCGAACCUUGUGUUCAGCAUGACACUGACGAACCUUGUGUUCAGCAUGACACUGACGAACCUUGUGUUCUGCAUGACACUGACGAACCUUGUGUUCCGCAUGACACUGGCGAACCUUGACGAACCUUGCUUUCAGCAUGACACUGGCGAACCUUGCGUUAAGCAUGACACUGGCGAACCUUGUGUUCAGCAUGACACUGACGAACCUUGUGUUCAGCAUGACACUGACGAACCUUGUGUUCAGCAUGACACUGACGAACCUUGUGUUCCGCAUGACACUGGCGAACCUUGACGAACCUUGCUUUCAGCAUGACACUGACGAACCUUGUGUUCAGCAUGACACUGACGAACCUUGUGUUCAGCAUGGCACUGACGAACCUUGUGUUCCGCAUGACACUGACGAACCUUGUGUCCAGCAUGACACUGACGAACCUUGUGUUCCGCAUGACACUGGCGAACCUUGCGUUCAGCAUGACACUGACGAACCUUGUGUUCAGCAUGACACUGACGAACCUUGUGUUCCGCAUGACACUGGCGAACCUUGCGUUCAGCAUGACACUGACGAACCUUGCGUUCAGCAUGACACUGACGAACCUUGCGUUCAGCAUGACACUGGCGAACCUUGCGUUCAGCAUGACACUGACGAAUCUUGUGUUCAGCAUGACACUGGCGAACCUUGCGUUCAGCAUGACACUGACGAACCUUGUGUUCGAAUGCAGGAUUGGGGUCUUUGGUGAAAGGCCAUGUCAUAAUAAUUAUCCCUCCAGUAAUGGUGGAUGAAGCUAACAGCAAGAUGUAUGGGAACAAUGAAUAAAACAUAUAAUAUUCUUA
Messenger RNA from Haliotis rufescens (red abalone), 3501 nucleotides. RefSeq lists its product as uncharacterized. The coding region runs from base 477 to 2603 and encodes 708 amino acids. The transcript has 6 exons. The record is from RefSeq and is a predicted model, not a curated record. Lineage: Eukaryota; Metazoa; Mollusca; Gastropoda; Lepetellida; Haliotidae.